AUGGAUAGCUUCGAUCUCCUCGUGAUCAACGGUCUGGUCGUGACGGCGUCCGACACCGCCAACUACGACAUCGCCAUCAAAGAUGGGAAGAUCGCGCUGCUGGCUCCUCCGGGCGUGCUGGACGUGAAGAAGGCGACCAAGGUGAUUGACGCCGAGGGGGGGUAUGUCAUGCCCGGGGGCAUCGAUUGCCAUGUCCACCUCGAAGAACCUGCGCUGUUUGGAGGCAAGGGGAGGAGCUCCGACACCUUCGAGACCGGAACAAGAAGCAGUAUUUGCGGAGGCACCACGACGAUUGUAGCGUUUGCGCCUCAGCCGAAAACCAUCCCUUCUCUUCUGCAGGUUCUGGAAGACACCCAUGCCCGAGCCCGGGGGAAUUGCUAUACCGACUACUCGUUCCACCUGCUCGUCGGAUAUCCGGGCGAGCAGGCGCUGUCGGAAUUCCCGCGGCUGCGCGAACUCGGCAUCUCCUCGCUCAAGAUCUACAUGACCUAUGCGGCGCUGCAAUUACGGGACGACGAGAUCUUGGACGUGCUCCUGGCGUCGAGAAAGGAAGGCAUCACCACCAUGAUCCACGCCGAGAAUGGCGACGUGCUGAACUGGAUGACCAAGAAGUUGGAGGAGAGACGAUUGUUUGCGCCCAAAUACCAUGCCACGUCGCGGCCGCAGAUCGUGGAGACCGAGGCUACGAACCGGGCCAUUGCGUUGGCUGAGUUGAUGGAUGCGCCGAUUUUGGUCGUCCACGUCUCCUCCCCCAGCGCCGCAGCUCAUCUCCGAAACGCCCAGACACGCGGUCUCCCCGUCUACGCCGAGACGUGUCCGCAAUACCUCUUCCUGACGCGCGGGGAUCUCGACAAACCCGAUUUCGAAGGCGCCAAAUGCGUCUGCUCGCCGCCGCCGCGCGAGUCCUCCGACGACCAUGAAGCCAUCUGGAUCGGUCUGGCCAAUGGCACGUUCACCGUCCUGUCCUCCGACCACUGUCCCUUCAUGUACGACGACUACGAGACGGGUAAGAAAUCCAUCAUCAGCAAGGACUAUCCGGAAGGUCGAUUCAGCGGGAUCCCCAACGGCUGUCCGGGCGUCGAGACCCGACUGGCCGUUACCUUGAGUGCGAACCGGCUCCCCCUGCAGAAAUUCGUCGAGGUCACCAGCACAAACGCCGCCCGGCUUUACGGCCUCUAUCCUCAGAAAGGGACCAUCCUGCCGGGCGUCAGUGAUGCCGACCUGACCAUCUGGUAUCCGCCGGGGAAGCUGGGGACUUUCAAACUCACCAAUUCCAUGCUCCAUCACAACGUGGACUAUACUCCGUUUGAGGGGAUGGAGUUGAACCAGUGGCCGAGAUAUACUAUUUUGAGAGGAGAGAUGGUUUGGGAUAGAGACGGCGGUGGUCUGCUUGCAAAGAAAGGCUGCGGCAAGUUUGUGGCGAGAGGGAAGAGCACGCUGCCUGGGCCGAGGAAACAAGGGGAAUGGGAUGUCAGUGCUUUCUGA
Messenger RNA from Capronia coronata CBS 617.96, 1485 nucleotides. Its product is annotated as dihydropyrimidinase. The record is from RefSeq and is a predicted model, not a curated record. Lineage: Eukaryota; Fungi; Ascomycota; Eurotiomycetes; Chaetothyriales; Herpotrichiellaceae. Gene Ontology annotation, molecular function: hydrolase activity, acting on carbon-nitrogen (but not peptide) bonds. The transcript is spliced from 5 exons. Bases 1 to 1485 code for a protein of 494 amino acids. Gene Ontology annotation, cellular component: cytoplasm.